Nasonia vitripennis (jewel wasp) is the source of this 717-nucleotide messenger RNA. RefSeq lists its product as uncharacterized. The transcript is spliced from 3 exons. The record is from RefSeq and is a predicted model, not a curated record. Lineage: Eukaryota; Metazoa; Arthropoda; Insecta; Hymenoptera; Pteromalidae. Bases 149 to 511 code for a protein of 120 amino acids.
UCGAAAAAGAGGGCGCGAGAGGCGCCAUCCUUAGGCGAGGCGAAAACCGCGACCCUCUCCCCUUCGCGCCAGUUUCUCGCGGGUAAUCGGAGAAGUAGGAGGCGGGGGAACAAAGAAAAAACGCAUCCAAGGUGAUACAGCGACGGAGAUGCUGCUGGACUCGUUGCACUUGAAAAUUUGCCGAGCUGUACACCACGGAAAAGUGGAUAAGAAAGACGCAAGUUCAACUAUCGUCAACUUGGCCGUGUCCCCCCUCCCCCUCCCCCGCCUUCUUCGCGGGCAUUUACUCGACACUCGGUUGGUGGUACGGUACGGACGGGACAAGCGCGUUGCAGUUUUUGCGCUACGGGGGAGGCGAUGCUGCCCCGGAUGCAGUCGCUACUUGACGGACGACGGAGAAGCCGAUGCACCAGGAGUCGCCACUUCCUGGAAAAAUCAAAACUUCUCCUGGUCCAUGCAUCGUACCUCACAGAAGGCACCGCAACAGUUACAAGGAUGGCCAUUUCUAUAAAAAUACGCCCGUAUGCAUUCGUCACUUGCUAAAGGAUUUCUGACUGCACGAGUGCGACGCGACGUUGUAUUGCCGUUGCUACAGACGUGUUUUGGUAAACUACUAGAACUAACUUUCCAUGUUAUACUAUUUAUUGCUGAUUUUAUAUAUUUUAUCACCUUGCCGUUUUGUACUUUUUUUAAUACUUCUGCGAUUUCUAUUUUGUA